This is a messenger RNA of Manis pentadactyla (Chinese pangolin), 1380 nucleotides long. RefSeq names its product collagen alpha-1(I) chain-like. The transcript is spliced from 2 exons. The coding region runs from base 1 to 1380 and encodes 459 amino acids. The record is from RefSeq and is a predicted model, not a curated record. Lineage: Eukaryota; Metazoa; Chordata; Mammalia; Pholidota; Manidae.
AUGGUACAGACUGAGCCCUGCUCCCUGCCUCUGAGUUGUAUCAAUCUGGGCAUCUCCGAGACACUUGUUGGGACUCAGGGACUGGAUGAGAGUGAGGCUAGGAGACCAUCCCAGGUCAGGACUUGGGGCCAGGGUCAACAACUCUGCCUGAGAGGCCAGCAGCUUUGCUCUGCCAGCCUUUCCCACCAGGGACACAGGGAUCCGAAUUUCCGCCAAGGUCCCAGCCCACUGCCUUUCAGCCUGACCUGCUCAUCGUUUGCCGGCUGGGUGACCAUGCAGGAGGGUGGGUGUCCUGGAACAGUGACGCCAGGGACACACGGCACGGUGAUGUCCCGCUGCCCACCAGCCGCCAUGCAGAGCCUGGGGGGCGCUCACACAGGCCCUCCCCACUGCCCUGCGGAGCAAAGGGGCCCCGCCCUCUGCAACAUGCAGCCCGAGCCCACCCUAGGCCUGCCUUCCGGGCCACCUCCCGGCGCGGGGGGUGGGGGUCCACUCAUACCCCCACGCAGCCCCGGUUCCUGGGAACGCAGACAGCGGGGUCGGAGAGGCCUGGCCGACGGGCCUACCCACCCUGCGCUGUGCAGGGAGGGAAGCUGGGGCAAGAGAGGCGGGGCCAUGGGGCGCACUGGUUUCAGAAUCAGGGUGGGACCUCAGGCCUUCGUUCGCGGGGACUUCGGGCUGGAACAGGGCCUCAGAGACCCCGCCGGAGGCCUCCUGGCUCCACACGGGCGGGUCGGUCCGAAGCGGCCCCUCCGCUCCCGUGGCGCUGGGAGGGGCGCUCUGCCCACCGCAGCCCCACCCGGAGCCCGUUCCGGCGGGGCCGCCCGGCUAGAGGGGGGGCUCCGGGCGCCCGUGGUCUGUGCCCGGGAACCCAGGCCUCUGCGGCCCGUCCAUCCCGGCUUCUUCCCCCGGGGCCAAAGGGCCUCCGUCGGGCUCCAGCCGGGACCUGCGGGUGCUGCUCGGACCCCGUCCCCUGCGCAGCAGCGUCCGACGCCAAAGCGUCUGGAAUACAUGAUUGGACUAGAUACACUCAGCAACCAGAAGAACCCCCAAUCCGGUCCCCUGACCCAUGGAGUGAAAGCUGCUGUGGCAGGAGAGGCCGAGUGGAAGCCGCUAGAACCGCCUCUGUCUUUUGACAAAAACAGUGAACCGAAGCAAUACUGUGUUCCCGCGGAGACUGCCAAGAUCAGUGUCACCACCAGAGACUGGAAACCACAUCCCCACUCAGGUCACCUGUGUGGUGUGUGGAACACCUUAGAGAACAUCCUUAGAGAACGACAGUGGGUUAUCAUCAGUUUAAUCAGGUUGCGACUCCAAGUGCAGCUGCUGUUUCCACAUGUGGCUGUGAUGCUGAGCAAAUCAACAUUAUCUGGUACCUGA